Messenger RNA from Ostrinia furnacalis (Asian corn borer), 1185 nucleotides. Its product is annotated as high mobility group nucleosome-binding domain-containing protein 5. Lineage: Eukaryota; Metazoa; Arthropoda; Insecta; Lepidoptera; Crambidae. Bases 133 to 1185 code for a protein of 350 amino acids. The record is from RefSeq and is a predicted model, not a curated record. The transcript is spliced from 3 exons.
GUCUCAUCUGUGGUUGUUUUGCUGUUUUGCGUAUAGAGAAUUUUGAUUCCAUUCCAAGCACAUCCAAGAUUAUCCUUAAUUUUCAAAGUAAUUAAAUAAAACAUUGUAUAUUAAACCAGCAUUAAUAUUGAAAUGGACACUGAAUCAAUAGCAUCGACUUCCAAGUUAACUGCCGCUGAGAUUAUCAAAAAUGCCGCACAUGAAGAUAAAAAGGUAUGUCCACUGUGUGGUACAGAGGUGAGACUUUACUUCAUACACUUUAAUGAAAAAGUCUUGAUGUGUGGAACAGAUGAAUGUCCUUAUCCAUUUGGCGUUGAAGAGGUUGUUUUUGCCAAAGUAGACGAGGGCAGCGAAUAUAACGUACCAGUGCCCAGCGUCAAGCUAUCCAAGAGAUCCAGGCGAUCCCGGCGAUCUAAGGGAUCCCCAUCUGCCUCGAAUUCCAGGGUGUCAACCACAGCCUGGUCUGAUAUAGAGAAGAUGACCCGAGUCAAUGAAGCUGAGGAGCAGCUGGCCAGCCAACAAGCUGAAGCCCGAGAGUUCUACACGCACAAAACAAAGAAGAGCCCUAAAGAAGUUGCUCCCAAAGAUAAAACACAAGAAAAAUUACUAAAGGAACUUCGCAAAGUUUACACCAAAGAUAUGGAGAUGACCAAAGAGGAUGAUUUUAUAAAAAAUGAAAAAUGGUUAAAGAAUUUGAUGGAUUUGCAGGAGUCUUCAGGCCAGACUCUGGUUAAAGAGGAGGAGAUGAAAAUGUUACGAAGCAAGCAUCCAGAAAUCGGGUCAGGUGAAUUAAAGUUUGACAUUGAUAUGACUACUGCAACAAACAAUAUGUCUGUAAUCAAAAUAGCUAUACAAAACAAAAAAGGUGAAAAGGAGGGAGAAAAAAAGGGAGAAAAGAAGGGAGAAGAUAAUGGAGAAAAGAAGGAAGAAGAUAAUGGAGAAAAGAAGGAAGAAGAUAAUGGAGAAAAGAAGGAAGAAGAUAAUGGAGAAAAGAAGGAAGAAGAUAAUGGAGAAAAGAAGGAAGAAGAUAAUGGAGAAAAGAAGGAAGUAAAAUCGGGAGAAAAGAAGGAAGUAAAAUCGGGAGAAAAGAAGGAAGUAAAGAAGGAAGUAAAGAAGGCGGAAAAGAAGGAAGAAAUUAAGGGAGAAGAGAAGGGAGAAAAGAAGGAAGAAAUGAAGGAAAUGUAA